Messenger RNA from Fundulus heteroclitus (mummichog), 1238 nucleotides. Its product is annotated as CUB domain-containing protein 1-like. The coding region runs from base 9 to 1238 and encodes 409 amino acids. NCBI's taxonomy places the organism in Eukaryota, Metazoa, Chordata, Actinopteri, Cyprinodontiformes, Fundulidae. The transcript is spliced from 5 exons. The record is from RefSeq and is a predicted model, not a curated record.
AGCACAACAUGUUUUCUGAUAAAUCAGGAGUCUCGCUGCAGACUUUGCUUCUUAUCACGACUGUCGCCUUUGUUUCAGGAAUCAAGACAUUUACUGUUACCCCUGACAAGGACACCACCAUCUACAUCAACAGCACUAAAGCCAGCAGUUGCAAAGUGCGCAAAUGUGUCCCGGGCAGCAAACUAAAUCGACAUUGUGACAGAAUCUUCACUCUGAAUAAAAACACCCGCGUGACAAUAGAGUUUGACUGCCCCAGGCCUGAAGAAGAAUUCACUGUGGAAAUUGUGCGCAACAUAGCAUGCACCUCGACGUUGUGUGGCCGCAUCAUCCAGUCUGAUGGUGGAUCCUCAGGAUUACUGGAUUUUCCUCGCAUAUUCACUUGGAAAAUUAAGGCUUAUCCACAGAAAUCGUUUCAGAUAAAUUUUGCUGAGACAGGUCUGAAACAGAUCGCUCCAACGGACAGCUGUAACGAUAAACACACCUACACUCUCAGAGCAGCAGACGUUCUUCUAGGAAAAUACUGCUUAUCUGGACCCAUCAGUAAAGCUCAGAUCCUGAAUCAGGGCAGCUUCUCUCUGGAUCUCCCAGCAGGCCAGAGGCUCAGACCUGGCCGGUUUGAUGUGUCUGUAGUGGCAAAAAUUCAUACCAGUGCAAACAUUUCAGUCACAUUACAAGAAGGAUCGUUGUCCUCAACAUUAAUGUCACCAAACUACCCAAGAAGUUUUCCUGAUAAUGACGUGAUGGAGUGGUACUUUCAGGUCCCCAGUAAACACAAGGCAGCCAUUAAGUUACUGAACCUGAAGCUGCCGACUUGUUUAAAGGAUCAGACAGGACUAGAGUACAGCAGCAGAGGAAAAACGCAGGUUGUUCGCCUGGAUAAGGUCCAGCCGGAACAGAAUGAGGGGAGCUUCUCACUCAGGCUGAGGAACUGUAAGAUGGACACAACACGUUCUGGUUCUGUUGGGCUCUCCGUCAAAUUCAAUGUAUCUGCGUAUCAAGGAUUCAAAACAUUUACUGUUACCCCUGACCAGGACACCACCAUCCACAUCAACAGCACUGAAGCCAGCAGUUGCAAAGUGUGCAAAAGAGUCCCGGGCAGCGAACUAAAUCGACAUUGUGACAGAAUCUUCACCCUGAAUAAAAACACUCGCGUGACAAUAGAGUUUGACUGCCCCAGGCCUGAAGAAGAAUUCACUGUGGAAAUUAUGCGCAACAUAGGUAAAACUAAUGUCAACUAA